AUGUUUUACAGACGUUUCUAUCGUUUAUUCUGUCGAUAUACUGCGUUAAUUCGUCUUGGCUCAUUGCGAAAUCUAUCAAAAAAUGGUGUAAUCGUAGCUUUAUUGGGUAUAAACUUGAAAUCAUCAUUUCGAAAUGCAUCACUUACGUCUGAUCAACAACACCGAAUCAGCCCACCGACCGAAUAUGAAAUCAACGAAGAAUUAUCGGUUCAGAGUGAUCANGAUGUGAUCUACAUGACACCGAUUGAUUUUCUUGAUUCAUUGACCAUGAAUGCACCUCGAGCAAGCAAAGAUCAUUGUUGCGCCCUAACGAAUGAAAUUUCUUAUUGUAAAUUUUCAGAAAGAGUCUAUCGGAAGGUUCUCAGUGAAAAAGAUGUGGGACAAAUUCUAUCGAAAACGCCACCGUUACAAGAACACAGCAAAAAUGUGUUAAGGAAUCUGGAUCAAAAUGGAAUAAUUUCAUACGCUGAAUAUAUAUUUUUGAUCACCCUUCUUACAAAGUCACAACGAGGUUUCCGAAUUGCUUUCACGAUGUUCGACAAAGAUGGAAACGGUCGAAUUGAAAAGGAUGAAUUUCUUGUGGUAAGAUCUCUGGUCUCAGCGCUUCGUUCAACGCGAUCAGUCGAUAAGGAGAAGGACAACUGUAGUUUGGACGGUGCCGACUUGCAGUAUCUAAUCAAACGUUUUGGAUUCACACCGCGAAAUUCCGAGGGUAUUCAUUUUCAAAAGAGUGAAGAAGAAGUGAAGAAGCAGGACACAACCCUACUGUUGCAUCUGUUUGGACGCAGUGGAAAUGAAACGUUGUCAUUUGAUCGUUUCCAGAUGUAA
Molecule: messenger RNA, 828 nt
Organism: Anisakis simplex (herring worm)
Lineage: Eukaryota; Metazoa; Nematoda; Chromadorea; Rhabditida; Anisakidae
Source: the annotation of a GenBank genome assembly